CCCUUUCUCUCCUCCCCGACUUCCCACCUCCCCGUCUCUCAACUCUCAAGUCCCUCUCUAAUCUUACUAUCAUUUUAUCAUCCCCUUCCUUCCCAUGGCGGUCAACGGAUUGCCCUCUCAACGACUUUCCCUCUAAUCACCUCGUUUCCUGCUAGCUUCCCGCCUCAAACAGAGUCAACUCCUUCUAGCAUAUCCCGGGGGCUUCAAAUCCUGAUUUCGAGCCACUCUUUCGCCGCUUCCUUUGUCCGGGGGCAUGGUAGGGAUGGGAGGUAGUCAGCGGACGUUCUCUGCCAAUUCUAACGACUAUAAGCUUCUCGAAGAGGUCGGUUAUGGCGCCAGUGCUACCGUUUUCAGAGCGAUCUAUCUUCCGACCAACGAAGUCAUUGCUGUCAAGUGCUUGGAUCUCGAUCGAUGCAAUAGCAAUCUGGAUGACAUACGGAGAGAAGCUCAGACCAUGAGUCUGAUAGACCAUCCAAAUGUUAUUAAGGCUUUUUGUUCAUUUGUCGUUGACCGGAAUCUCUGGGUGAUCAUGCCCUUUAUGGCCGAGGGUUCUUGUUUACACCUUAUGAAGAUAGCAUAUCCUGAUGGCUUUGAAGAAGCUGCUAUCGGUUCAAUUCUGAAAGAAACUCUUAAGGCCUUAGAGUAUCUACACCGUCAAGGGCACAUUCAUCGAGAUGUCAAGGCUGGAAACAUACUGUUGGAUACCAAUGGAGUAGUAAAACUUGCCGAUUUUGGUGUGUCAGCAUGCAUGUUUGAUACUGGUGACAGGCAACGGGCGAGAAAUACUUUUGUGGGAACUCCUUGCUGGAUGGCACCUGAAGUGCUACAGCCAGGAAGUGGAUAUAAUUCAAAGGCUGAUAUAUGGUCCUUUGGUAUUACGGCCUUGGAGUUAGCUCAUGGUCAUGCACCUUUCUCAAAAUACCCACCAAUGAAGGUGCUUCUUAUGACCAUACAGAAUGCCCCUCCAGGACUUGAUUAUGAUCGGGAUAAAAAGUUCUCCAAGUCUUUUAAAGAAAUGGUUGCUAUGUGCCUGGUGAAAGAUCAAACAAAGAGGCCGACUGCAGAGAAGCUAAUGAAACACUCAUUUUUCAAGCAUGCAAAACCCCCGGAGCUAUCUGUGAAGAAGUUAUUUGCAGACUUGCCGCCACUUUGGAAUCGUGUAAAAGCCCUUCAGCUUAAGGAUGCGGCACAACUAGCUCUGAAAAGAAUGCCUUCAGGUGAACAAGAAGCUUUAUCACAGAGCGAGUACCAGCGAGGAGUUAGUGCCUGGCACUUCGAUAUUGAGGAUUUGAAGGCUCAAGCAUCAAUGGUUAGAGACGAUGAUGAUAUGUUCGAGACUAAAUAUGAAGACGAAAGCUUGAAAUCCGAUGGAAGGGAUAAGGCUUUAACCAAUGGCCAACCCCGCCUGGUGAAGCAUUAUUCGACUAGCGAGAUUUCACAGCUGGUGUCUACAACUGAAGCAUUGCGAGCUGAGAGCAUGAACCAGAAGGGCAAGUCUCUGGAAAGUGAUAUAGUAGAAGUAGCCUACCAGGAUAAACUUGGGGGCAGCAGAAAUGGCUCUAGCCCUGACUCGAAAGCAUCAACCUCAGAAAAUGAUGUGGUGCAGUCCAAGGCUAAACCAAUCAGAAGUCGCCAAAAUCAUAGUGGGCCACUCAUGCCUGGUAAUGCAUCCAGUCAUUCAUCCGAAAGGGGUCGGGUUUCAGAAAGGUUUGAGAGUGAAACUCAGCCUGCAAAUGAAAAGGUCACGAGAAAAGCUCCUAGCUUUAGUGGUCCUUUGAUGCUCCCAAACCGAGCUUCUGCAAAUAGUUUGUCAGCUCCCAUAAAGUCGUCUGGAGGAUUUCGAGAUUCUCUAGAUGAUAAGACUAAGGCUAAUCUGGUACAAAUCAAAGGGCGGUUCUCUGUGACAUCAGAAAAUUUGGACCUUGCAAAGGAUGUUCCUUUAAGUACAGUUCAACGUCGAUCCUCCCAGACAUCACCACUGAGAAAGUCUGCUAGUGUGGGUGAUUGGAUACACGAGGCCAAACCAAUGCCUGUGGUCCAGUCACAAAAAGAGGUUAGUGGCGGCAGUAAUUUACCUGCAUCACAACUCAUGACUCACCUCCAGAAUCUUUUUCAGCAGAACUCAAUGCAGCAGGAUCUGAUCUUCAAUUUGUUGAAUAGCUUGCAACCAGUAGAGGGCUCGGAUGCCGUGCAAAAUGGCAAGUUGCCUCCAUUGCCUCGAACUGCAGAGAAUAAUGGGACUGUUGAUGCAGCUGUUUCUGAAAGAGAACGGUUAUUGUUGCUAAAGAUCUCCGACCUUCACUCUAGGAUGUCCGGUUUGUCCGAUGAACUGAAUGCUGAAAAGCUGAAAUACGAGCAAUUGAAGCAGGGGUUCUCUAGGACCGCCGGAAGAGGAAGACGUGGAGUAUUGAUAUGCCGGGCGGAGCUGCCUCAGGAGGCACCUUACGCGGCGGCUAUCGGCGCCUGUAUGCUGAGUUCGCUUCUCUUGCCCAGCCCUUAUCCUCCUUCCGAUCAGGAAUCUGAUUCCGGAAUGGACACCACUGAUACUCGCUUGACGGUUAUGGGGAUCAUUAGUUUCGUUCCCUACUUCAAUUGGCUGAGUUGGGUGUUUGCGUGGAUUGACACUGGGAAACGCCGUUAUGCAGUCUACGCCCUUGCCUACCUCGCUCCAUAUAUCAGGUCGAAUCUGUCACUCUCACCGGAGGAUUCCUGGCUGCCUAUUGCUAGUAUUUUUCUCGGCGUCAUUCAUGUUCAGCUGGAAACAAGUAUUAAGAAUGGAGAUAUUCAAGGAUUUCAAUUGUUCAGUGAAGUUUCAAAGCUUCUUUCGUUCACAAAGGAAAAGAGAGAGGAUGAUAUCGUGGAUGGCGAGAGACUACCCAAGGGUAGGAAAGGGCAUGGAAACCUGCCAACUGAUUUUGGUGGGAGGCGGGAUACUGUAAAGAAGAAGAAGCCCUCUGAACAUCAUGAUGACUCACACGGCGACUGGGACUAAUUCAAGAACAUGUUAAGACUUAAGAGUUGAGAAUCAAACACUAACUUCUUAUAACUGCAACGGUGCUCCUGAUUUGUCUCUCUACACAUUGAUGGAUAAAUGUGUUUGAAACGACUAAUUGGUUGAUGGCAGAUUGAUUUUCUAGAACAAGAGAACUUGGUUUUCUCCAUCUGUGGGUCUCAUCAAAAGCUACCAGUUUCACAGAAUGCUUGGAGCUUUGUGCUUACUCUGCCUUGUUUUCUGAAGGAGAUGCUUUCAAAGGAAAUGGACUUAUAAGCCCUACCUUGAAGCAGUAAUCCAGACUAACAGCAGCAAAGCCGAACACCAGCAGGCUCUGCGAUACAUAUACUGCACCAUCGAUACCAUGAGACAAGAUGCUUCCUGGGUUGAGUUCCAAUGGUGCUCCUCCAGAAAGCCUACCAAGCCCUGCGAACCCAGAAUUCCAUUUUCAACUCUAUUGCUCAAUUAUUUUCUGCAGUCAGUAAACAUUUAAAUUGAGCAGAAAAGGUUGAUCACCUUUCACGAAGCCAAAUGCAGCAAUGGCCCCUGUCUUGAGGUUGGAAUCAUCUAAAUCUCUUCGCACUGCGUAUCGGAAGGUUACUCCAAACAAUGCACAGCUAAAGAAGGUUACUGCCAGUGGAAGCAACAGCUGCUCGUAACUAGUCACCUGUGCUAAAGAAACAGGGAGCCCAGCCAGUGUCCCAACAAUUGCACAUACUCCGGCUGCCUUUAUGGACUCUAUUCUCUCUUUAUCUUUCUCACUUGCUU
Molecule: messenger RNA, 3760 nt
Organism: Linum tenue
Lineage: Eukaryota; Viridiplantae; Streptophyta; Magnoliopsida; Malpighiales; Linaceae
Source: the annotation of a GenBank genome assembly